Molecule: messenger RNA, 897 nt
Organism: Trypanosoma cruzi
Lineage: Eukaryota; Euglenozoa; Kinetoplastea; Trypanosomatida; Trypanosomatidae
Product: short chain dehydrogenase, putative
Exons: 1
Coding region: 1-897 (298 amino acids)
Molecular function (GO): oxidoreductase activity, acting on the CH-OH group of donors, NAD or NADP as acceptor
Source: RefSeq, a predicted model, not a curated record
AUGUGUGUGUGUGUGUGUGUGUGUGUGCCUGGGAGAGGGAGGGAGGGAGGGAGGGAGACUGUUGCCUUUCUGCACGCAUUAUCCACCUAUAUAUAUUAUAAGCAUACAUCUAAAUACAUACAUAUAUAUUAUUAUUGGGCAGUGAUGUUGUCGAAGCGUGUGGCGCUGGUGACAGGCGGGAAUCGCGGCAUUGGGUACGCGGCGGUGCGUCGCAUGGCGCAACUUGGCUACUGCGUCCUGCUUGCUGCUCGUGAUGUUCAACGUGGCGAGGCAGCAGCAGCGUCGCUUCGCGCGGAUGACAUGGACGUGCAAUUUUUGCAUCUUGUCAUUACCGAUGAGGCUUCUGUUGCCACCGCGGCUCGUGAGGUGGAGGCGCGGUAUAAACGGCUGGAUGCCCUCAUCAACAACGCCGCUGUGAUGGACUACGACAACCACAUCACCCCGUUGAAUGUGCCCCGCAUGCGGGAGGAGUUUGAAGUGAACUUUUUUGCUGCCGUGAUGGUCACCAAUGCCUUUUUACCGCUGAUGCUACGCACAUCCGACGCCCCACGUAUUGUUAAUGUCAGCACACCCCUCGGCACCCACGAGACGGUGGAGCAUCCGCACAACAGGUACGGCAGUCCACUCUUUACAAGUUACAAGUGCACAAAGGCGGCACUGAAUAUGUACACGCACAAUCUUGCCUACUGGCUGCAGACGCAAGAGGAAAACAGUGCCAAGGCGGCGAAGGUAAAUGCAGCAUAUCCCGGGUAUGUACGAACAGAUAUGUCGCGAAACCGUGCAGAGGCACCCAUGGAACCAGAUGAGGGGGCUGAGACUUUGGUUUAUCUUGCCACACUACCGGCGGAUGGGCCUACCGGUGGCUUUUUUCACAAAAAGGAGCGACUUGCAUGGUGA